Molecule: messenger RNA, 5489 nt
Organism: Annulohypoxylon truncatum
Lineage: Eukaryota; Fungi; Ascomycota; Sordariomycetes; Xylariales; Hypoxylaceae
Product: PHD/FYVE-zinc-finger like domain-containing protein
Exons: 6
Coding region: 367-5148 (1593 amino acids)
Biological process (GO): chromatin remodeling; negative regulation of transcription by RNA polymerase II
Cellular component (GO): nucleus; chromatin
Molecular function (GO): DNA binding; ATP hydrolysis activity; histone binding
Source: RefSeq, a predicted model, not a curated record
ACGAACGUCACAAAGGUAAAUCCGGUAAAUUAUACAUUCAACUUUCUGUCUUUUUUUUGGUGUCGUUAUCGUCGUCUUCUUCAGUGUACAUAGGAAGUGCUGUUAUGGCACUUCACAAUUUACCUUUACUUAGUACCUCGCCGAAUUUCCUUAAUUGCGCAUAGGUAUCGCAUCUUUCGCAUCACUCGCACCUUCGGCACUUGGACAAUUGCUAACUCGGUAGGAACCAGAUCGAUACCCCAACCUUUCGUCGCAUUAAGCACCACUGUGCAACGUUGACAUGCUUUUACCUUCUCUGUUUACAGACCUAUAAAUGCUUAUAUUGGGAAUUAGGUGGAUAGCUUGGAAGACGAAGACAGCGUCAAUAUGGGAGAGCUACACAGGCUCUGCUACGAUGAUUCGUCCUCCUAUGAGGACGACAUGGAUGGCUCAUUCAGGAGCCAUAGACGUCGUUCACGGAGCUCAAGGAGCCAACCUCUGCCGAAGUCUAAACAAUAUCCAAUUCAAGUCGUCCUGAGACCUCCACCAGAUCCGACUGAGUACGAACGAAUCGAGCCUAAUCAGUCUGUUGAGAGGGUCCUCGGCGAGAAAGAAGUAGAAGACGAAGUCUUUUAUAGCGUCGAGUUCGAUGAUGGCUACAUAGAAGAGGUUGCUUAUGACGACAUACUGCAACUGCAGAACGGCCCUCGUGCCGCAGAAGAGUUCCAGCAGCAAAGAUCUGGUGUGAACACAGUUCCAUCUAGAUCCAUUAGCAAACGCCCCCAUUCCGACGAUGAGUACUAUGACUCAUCAGGUACCGAUCGUCGCCGUAAGAAAAGGCAAAAGCCGCCGACCCAACCUGACCGUAAAGGUACUCGACAUUCAUCGACCCGGACGUCAGAACGUGGAUCUGAGCGAGCAUCAAUGGGCAAUGGCCAAAUCAACGGUGCUGAAUACGAAUGGGAAAACGCGGAUUCCAAUGACGAUAUGGAGGAGGCUGGGUCGGGCUCUAAGAAGCACCAUUCCGGCUUUGUUGGCCUCUCCACGGGAAGAAUUACCAGGUCUAAGAAUCCCAUAAUUCGAAGCCAUCAAGUUCAAGAUGACUCCGAGGAUGAGUUAGCGCAGAGUGGUCCCAUCACUAAUCGGGAUGACGAUGAUGAUGACGAUGAUGAGUUUAUUCCAAUCGUUCGCUCCGAUAUUGGCGGCGCGAAGAGAACCUCAUCAAACAAGAGGCGAAAACCUAAGGUACCGUAUAAGUCUACUAAACGCUUCGAUAGCGACUCGGAGAUCGAGUUUGAGACCCGUAGAUCCAAAAGAUCAAACAGAGCCUCAAAGAGUAUGCGAGAUCCCGAGAUUGACGAAGAUUAUGACGCAGCGGAAGACUAUGCAUCAUACGUACCUAAGAUUGCGGCGAUCAAGGAGACCUUCAAUGAGGUCUCUGAGGAAUCUGGGCUAGGGGAAGUCCAUUCAAAUGUGUGCGAAACAUGCGGCACUAUGGCGAGCCAGGGAAAAGGACCCCUUAUCCCAUGUCAGGGAUGUUCUUACUCGUACCAUAAAUCAUGCAUCGGCAAUAGAUCUCAACGUGAUCAUAGAGUUACCAAAGUCGGCGCGAAUCAGUUCGUCCUACAAUGCAGAUUCUGCAUUAGGUCAUCCCAGAAGGAUAAGCGGGCCCCAAAUUAUUCAAUGUGCCAAACUUGCAAGAUUCCCGGUGUCUCAUGUCCGGAGUUCUCAACGAAGAAAACCCCGAAGCAAGAAGAGAAAGCCAGACUUGACAACGGGGGAGAGGACCCGAUCACAUAUGUUCAGCCCAAUCUAGUUAACAACGCUGGCAACAUAUUGUUCCGAUGCUCGACUUGCAAGCGUGGUUACCACUUUGAGCAUCUGCCUCCGAUAUCCCCCGGACAUGUUAGCAGCGAGAAUAUCCGAUAUGAUCGUAUCCAGGAAUACUCGCUUGAGGGAUGGAAAUGCAAAGACUGCUUGGAAGCUAAGUACAAGAUCCACGCAUUGGUUGCCUGGCGACCCGCCGACCAGAGCAGCUACCUGGAUGGCCAGACAAGUGAUGGCUUUGGCAGUGACGAGAUUGAGUAUCUGGUAAAGUGGGAAGGGCGGUCCCAUGCCCACGACAGUUGGAAGCCUGGUGCUUGGAUUUAUGGUGUAGCUACCUCGGCCAUGCGUACCGCGUUUCAUAAGCGCGAAGAGAACAAUCUCCCGAAGAUGACGACAGAGUCCGCGGUUGAGGAAGAAUGGUUGUUGGCAGAUGUCUUCCUCGGCGUGAAAUACCGACGCGGCUUUACCUCCAACUCUAAAAAGAAGGAUUUGGUCGGUAUCUUAGACGUGGUCUCGGUAUUCGUAAAAUUUCAAGGCCUCGGCUACGAGGAAGCCGUCUGGGAUGAUCCACCUCCCCGUGACUCAGAGAGUCGUUGGACUGCGUUUUAUGCCGCUUAUGAAGACUUUCUAAAUGGAAAAUACUUUCCUUCAACUAACGACAACACUAUAGCGAAACGCAUUCUAGACUAUCGAAAGUCCGACUUCAAAAAAGAGUGCGAACUCCAGACCCAACCCGCAAGCCUCAAGGCAGGACGCACUCUGAUGUCCUAUCAGAUGGAAGGUGUUAAUUGGCUCCUUUUCAAUUUUCAUCAGCAAGUAAACGUAGUUCUCGCAGACGAGAUGGGGUUAGGCAAGACAAUUCAAAUCGUCUCUUUCGUCAGCUCGCUCGCCCUAGACAAACCAAAGUGCUGGCCAUUCCUUAUCGUCGUCCCAAAUGCGACAUGCCCCAACUGGCGCCGCGAACUCAAGGAUUGGGCCCCUUCGCUUAGGGUCGUAACGUACCAUGGCGGCAAAGCGUCUCAAGAAUUAGCCUACAGACAUGAACUUUUCCCUAACGGGGUCAAAGAUGGAAUGAAGGCGCAUGUCGUCAUCAUGUCCUUCGAAGCAGCAAGUACCAUCAAGGGCACAUUCCAAGGCGUUCAAUGGGCAGGCUUGAUUGUGGACGAAGGCCAGAGGCUCAAGAAUGAUGAGACGCAGCUCUACAAGACGCUAGUCGACUUGAACAUCCCUUGUAGGAUCUUGCUAACAGGCACUCCUCUACAAAAUAACAAGAGAGAACUAUUCAACCUUCUGCAGUUCAUCAACGAGGAGUUUGACGCCGAGAAAUUGGAUGCUGAGUAUGGAGAGCUGACCAAGGAGAACCUUCCUAAGCUCCAUCGUGAAAUUCGUCCUCAUUUCCUACGGCGUACCAAACUUCAAGUCCUGAAGUUCUUGCCGCCGAUGGCCCAGGUCAUUGUCCCUGUGACUAUGACGGUCUUACAGGAGAAGUUAUCAAAGUCCAUCAUGGCUCGAAAUCCCGAGUUAAUCAAGGCCAUCGUUUCCAAAGGCAAGAUGAAGGCGGCUGACCGCAAGAAUUUGAGCAAUAUCAUAGCAGAUCUCCGCCAAUGUCUUUGCCAUCCGUUCUGUUUUAACCAGAACAUCGAAGACAAGGAAGUUGAUGAAGAACAGAUGCGGCGGAACCUAAUUGAAGCUUCGCCAAAGCUCAUGCUCCUAGAGAUCAUGCUUCCGAAACUCAAAGAGCGAGGUCAUCGCGUACUAAUAUUCAGCCAGUUCUUGGGUUGCCUUGACAUCCUUGAAGACUUUUUGCGUGAGCUAGGCCUUCGCUAUGGACGUAUUGACGGUAGUCUAAGUGCUCUGAAGAAACAGAGACAGAUCGAUGCCUUCAACGCUCCUGAUUCGCCAAUGUUUGCGAUGCUGUUGUCAACUCGUGCUGGAGGUGUUGGUAUCAAUCUUGCCACAGCAGAUACGGUCAUAAUAUAUGACCCAGAUUGGAAUCCACACCAAGAUAUCCAGGCUAUCUCUCGAGCCCACCGAAUCGGCCAGAAAGAGAAGGUCUUGUGUUUCCAACUAACAACGAAGAACACCAUCGAAGAGAAUAUCAUGCAGGCGGGCAGAAAGAAGAUGGCUCUCGAUCAUGCCCUCAUUGAGACUCUAGAUACCGAAGACGAUGGCAAUCGUGAUUUGGAGUCAAUCUUGAAACAAGGUGCCGAAUCUUUAUUUAGCGAUAAGGACAAGGUCAAGAUCACGUACGAUUCGGAUUCAGUUGACAAAUUACUCGAUAGAAGUCAGAUGGAGAGUACAAAUGCUGACGACGAGUCUGCCGAGACUCAAUUCUCGGUUGCGCGCGUUUGGGCUAACGAUUCAGGUUCAUUAACUGACAAUGUCGAUUCUGGCGGUAACAACGCAUCGGCGACAGACGCGAGCGUUUGGGAAAACAUUCUUAAGUUACGCGAGGAGGAGCACGAGCGAGAGGUUGCCGCCAAGCAAGAGGUAUAUGGUCGCGGCGCUAGGCGACGUGCAAAGGGGGUUGACUACAACAACGGCCAACUCCCGGGACUAGAUGGUGUCGGGUCCGACGUUGAUGUCGAAGAUGACCUAUAUACCGAUGCCGGCGUCGAACCUGAUAAUGACGACGAUGACGACGGAGCUUACGGAGAAGAGCGGGUGCUAUCAAGAAACAAGAGGGCUAAAGUGCCGGGACCCGCAACAGCAACCCCUUCCCCGGGCUCCACUUUCGUCGCCGCAACGGGGCACAACGAGGCCCUAACAAUGGCCAGACAGCUAGCGACACACGCCAUCAACCCUUCACAGGGCGAUCAUCGCAACAUGAUGCAGACGGUAGGCUCAACUCCGCAAGCCAGGGCAGCGCCAAUGAAAACAUUGCCACUCGGCCAAACGAUGCCACAGACGCAGAUACCGCCGCCCCGUCGUCCCCAACCUCAUCACACCUCAUUACCUUCCGAUAUACGCCUAAAUCCUAAUGGUAUAGUUUCGAUGCCCGGUCGAAUAUUGCCCUCUUCGACUAACCUAUCCCGUCCAAUCUCGAACGUACCCUCGCCAAUACCCCCGCCAAAGGUAUUGACAUCGACUCAAACUACCAUGCCAUCGGCCAGGAACCAGCCUUUGAAUGGUUUGACAAUUCUUCCCCCUUUCCCUACUGAUGAGAGAGGAAUCUGCUUAAUUUGCUCCACCAAGCAUCCAACGAACAAAAUUUGCAUUGAUUUCGGCUCUCAAAUCUCACUUAGGCUCGCAAUCGAUUCUCUCAAAAACAGAGAGCAGCCCAAUGUUCGGUCAUUCCGAGAUCUGCUUUUUAAUCAGCUAAGACGACUUUCCGGGCGAUAACGUUUCUAAUGCCGAAGCUUGUGGCAAACCUCUAAUGAGUGCGCAGACUUCGUGCAUUGCAUCUCUGACCGAUUGCCUAAGUACCUAGAUAGAUACUUCACCGCUUGCUUGGGAGGAAGGAUAGCAUUCGGCUAUUGCUGCUAAUGGUCAGCUCUUCCCCUACCUUAGCACGAUACGGACAGAUCGAUAGUCAACGCACCCAUAUGAAUUUAAAAGGAUUACCCCCAUCUUUGAUUUACAGCUAAGACAUUUCUAAUGGGUUUUGUCUGUUGUCCAACAGUAUACAGGCCGUUUGUCACGUGGGAAACACAAGACAGAGCUGCAGGUAACCGUAGAAUGCA